Messenger RNA from Scatophagus argus, 3664 nucleotides. It is a transcript of the gene otop1, whose product is annotated as otopetrin 1. The record is from RefSeq and is a predicted model, not a curated record. Gene Ontology annotation, cellular component: membrane. Gene Ontology annotation, molecular function: proton channel activity. Bases 411 to 2201 code for a protein of 596 amino acids. Gene Ontology annotation, biological process: inner ear morphogenesis; proton transmembrane transport. The transcript is spliced from 6 exons. NCBI's taxonomy places the organism in Eukaryota, Metazoa, Chordata, Actinopteri, Scatophagidae.
UUGUGGAUUAUUCCAUGCUUAGUGUUUUUGCUUCUUCAGGCGGUGAAUGGUUGGCUCGGCGAGCCCAGUGAUUUCCCUGAAUCAUAUGGGAGUUUCAAGAGGACGAGGGUCUGGGAUCACCAAAGACUGAAACGCAAUCUCCCAUUUUCAGUUACACCGCCAGAUAUUUAAAUUUCAGGGUUACAGGAUGACAAUGGCAUCUAUCAAAUCCAUCCUCAGCGAGGCUGGACAUGGAAACUAUGCGUGACCACUGAGCCGGACCUUGAAGAUUGAAUGAGCAUGUUUGGCACAGUACCUAUUCGGCUGAAUUCCCACCUCGUAGCAGCAGGUUACGCACUUGGCCUCCCUCAGAUGCACUUAUAGCGCGCAGAUUUGACUUGACUCGUCUCUCGGCACUGAGAUUUUUAUACAUGUCACCCACCAUGGUGGAGCACAGCGGUCUGGAUAUUAUGUGUCUGAACAAGUACUGUCACAGUUCCUCCUCCUCGUCCAGCUCCGAGAACGACAAGAAGAUUUUCUCCAAACUAAAACGCAGUUUGUCUCGGGACUACCCGAGGAAGAACGCAGAGAUCCUCAGUGGUCAGUACGGGACCAACGUGCUGCUGAUCGGGGCGGCGUUGAUGUUGGCCAUUGCGCACCAUGGCCCCACUGUCAAGGAAGAACACCUGUUGUCCUUUGUCACCUGCCUCAUGAUCCUCCAGCUGAUCUGGAUGAUGUGGUACAUCCUGGUGCGGGACAGACAGAAGAACACGCGGACGGACAAAGACGUCCACGCCACCACAUGCUGGAUAAGAGGUGGUUUGACUCUCCUUGCGCUCCUUUCACUGAUUAUGGACGCUUUCCGAAUUGGGUAUUAUGUUGGCUAUCAGUCCUGUGUGUCGGCUGUGCUCGGGGUAUACCCUGUCAUCCAUGCAACUCACACCAUAGCGCAGGUGCAUUUUCUCUGGUUUCACAUCAAGGAUGUCAUCAAGAGUUUUGAAACAUUUGAGAGAUUUGGUGUAAUCCAUGCAGUCUUUACCAACCUCCUCCUGUGGUGCAACGGUGUAAUGUCAGAGGCCGAGCAUUUCCUGAACAACCAUAAGAGAAGACUCUCUGUCCUGGGAUACGGAAACCUCACCAUAGCGCACUCAGAACCUCAGUGUAACUGCACCACCAGCACUUGCUCCAUGUUCUCCAGCAGCCUCUACUAUCUCUAUCCCUUCAACAUUGAGUACCACAUCUUUGUCUCUGCCAUGCUCUUUGUCAUGUGGAAGAACAUCGGGAGGACCAUUGAGCUUUCUUCAAACCGGAAGAGGCUGGCUACCAAAACCCAGGGCCUGACCUUAGGUCCCAUUCUAGGUCUGCUUGCACUGGCCAGCACUAUCGGGAUCCUGGUGGUCUACAUCACCCAUGUGGAGGAAUCCCUCCAAACACGUCAGUCAGCCAUCUCCAUGUUCUACAUAUAUGGCAUUGUCAUGCUGGUGUUUAUGUGCUCUGCCGGUGCUUCAGGUCUGCUCAUAUACAGAGCUGACCACAUGCCACUGGACACCUCUAAGAACCCGUCCAGACAGCUGGACACAGAGCUGCUAUUUGGGUCGUCCAUUGGCUCCUGGCUCAUGUCCUGGUGCAGCAUAGUGGCGGUGUUAGGCACCAGCAGCAGUCCUCCUUACCGCUGGACCAACUUCGUCUACUCUCUGCUUAUUGUGCUGGAGAAGUACAUACAGAAUGUCUUCAUCAUAGAGUCCCUGUAUCGGCAGCAAGAGGAUAGAGAGAGGGAGGACUCCGAGUUACUAGGUGCUCCAGAAAUCUUCUCAGUGACAUCCUCUUUGGCCCCGCCGUACAACGGCAUCAUCAACAGGGCCUACGAGACUCCAGACAGGACGUGCGUCACCAUGGAGAACGAGCAGGAAGGAAGUGGACAUGUUUACAGAUGUCCAAGGAAACCCUCUGAGGUGCCACUGCCUGUGGGAAACAAAGUAGUAGAACCCUCAAAGAUAAAGAGGCAAAUCCUGAAGAACAUCGCUGUCUUCCUGCUGAUGUGCAACAUCUCGCUGUGGAUCCUUCCUGCCUUUGGCUGCCGGCCACAAUAUGACAACGGGUUGGAACAAGAGGCAUUUGGCUUCGCCAUAUGGACCACAGUUCUCAAUUUCGCCAUUCCUUUAAACCUUUUCUACCGCAUGCACUCAGUUGCCUCCCUCUUCGAGGUGUUCCGCCGGGUCUGACAGAAUAGCAAAUAACUGACAACGCCAGAUAACAUGCACUGGUACACUUGUCACCACCAGCUCCCGAGAGUGUCUCAGAGCACAGGUCAACCGUUCAGGAGGCAGUCUGGGUCACACUCCAACAGACUUGAAAGCAAGCCGCGGAGACAAACAACACACAGAUCCCUCAGUGUGGGGAUUACAGAGGAGGACGAACCUAUUAGCCUAUGUUCCUUGAAGAAUUACCUUGUAUAACAUGAGGCCUGUUCAAGAUGGCGAUGAAAAGAACCUUUGGUUCUAAGAAUUUCAAAAGGGCCCUUUGUAUUUUUUUUUUUCCUCUAAUUGCAUUUUGGUAGGUUUUACUCCCUGGUGCAUCAUGUAAAUUGUAUAUGCUGUAUCUGACAAUGCACAUUUUGUACUGUUUCAUAUUAAUAACUGAAAGUAUAUCACAAAAUACUGCAGCUAAGCCACGGAAGCACCUGUUAGUCUCAAAUAUCUUAAAAGUUACUAGUACUGUCUUUAACAGAGCCACAAGUGCUUGGUGUGCCACUAUAUAUGGAUAUUGUUCUCAUUUGCUUCUCUUGGUAGUUCAAGUAUUUUAAUGGGACAGUAUGCAACACUUGAGCUACAACAAUAGUGAUGAUCUUAGCAAUAUAUUUUGAGUAAUCUUUAAGAGUUGGACUAUAGUUCUCAGAAGUAGACCCUGUCUGUUAAGGUUUGUCUAUGUCCUUUUGUAUGCUGAUUAUCUGUGCUGUCAAGUUGAAUGGUAAGUUGUGUUCAGAAUUAUGUUACUAGGUAGCGCUAUUUCGAUUAUACUGGUGUUCUGUGAUCUGUACGCACAUUAUAUUGAAAAGGAUGUUAACAUGAAAGGAGCUGGUUCAGUACUGUUCAAAUCAGGUGCAUUUGUGUUGUGAAAACUGGGUAUCUCAUACCACAGUAGUUCCAGGAUUAUUAGGCUACACCAGUAUAAAAUAUAAAAUAUAUUGGUGUGUUGACAACUGCUACACAUGACCAGAGAUUGUAUGUUUACACCUGAAGUACCAGCAAUAAAAAAAAACUUUCCAGUCUGUUUCAGUUUGAUAUAAAACACAGAUAUGCUGUAUACUUGUACUGUGCAAUUUUAUAUCAAAUCAAUGUAUGUCUUCAGUCAGCAAGUUCUCAACCUGGUGCUAUCCACUGUAUGUGUUCUCACUAUGUGCCAACAUGUUGUUAAAUCCUUGUUUUUAUUUUCUUUUUAAUUAUUAUUAUUAUUUUUUGGGGGGGGAGAUACAAACUGCAAUAUUACAUCAUCUUUGUAAAUACUGUCAUGUUGAUCAAAAUCAUCAUUCAGACACUGUGAUGCAAUUUUGUGAAAUUCCAAUGGUGCUCACAUGAAAUUACAUGUACAAUAGUGAUGAAAGCAUAUCUCUGGCCUCUUGAAAUAAAUAGUAGUUUUCUCUUUUUCAUGUACAACACCUGUCACAUCUCUUUUGUUUUCAACCUAA